This is a messenger RNA of Cuscuta campestris, 465 nucleotides long. Lineage: Eukaryota; Viridiplantae; Streptophyta; Magnoliopsida; Solanales; Convolvulaceae. The record is from the annotation of a GenBank genome assembly.
AGGAGAAGUUCUUCACGGCGAUGAAGAAGGACGGCUCCUACCGAACCCGGGACCAACUCACUUUCAAAUGGUGCCACAUCAACAAAAAAGUCCGAAAGUUUAUGGGAGUUUACGAGGAAUGCUCCCAGUCCCGGAGGAGCGGCACGAACGACGCCGAUGUUCUCCGGCUUGCCACGACCCGGUAUCAAGACGACGGGAACCAAGGCAAGGUGCCCAUCGAUCUUUGGAAGAUUUUGAGUCGUUCCCCGAAGUGGCAACAACUCAACAAUCCCGACGGCGGAUCAUUGCGGAAAAGAUCCACCGUCGCCGCCGAGGUUGAGGUCGACGAGACUAUCGGUUCUACCGAUCAAAUCCCUCCCUUCAACGUUGCGGAUUCCGAUGACGAGGACCCCAUUCCACGGCCGAUCGGAAGAAAGAAGGCAAAAUCCAUUGCCUCUGGUUCGGGAGGGUCCGCCUCUGUUUCCG